UCUCUGUGUGUGUCUGUGUGAGGCAGUGUGGGACAUGUCUUCAGACCUCCUGGUGGACCUGGGGGAGGACCCUGCCACUGCACAGUUAGGACAGCUGAAGCUGUCCACCAUAGAGGACCAGCAGUGGCCUCCAGAUGAGUCUGGACUCAGUAAGUCAGAGACCGACGUGUCCCAGGACUUUGUGGCCGGUUCGCCCCACCUGCCCUGGGACCACCCUUUCUACGACAUCGCGAGGCAUCAGAUCAUUGAAGUGGCAGGGGACGAUAACUUCGGCAGGAAGGUGAUCGUGUUCAACGCCUGCAGGAUGCCCCCUCAGCACCAGCUGGACCACCACAAGCUGCUCAUGUACCUGAAAGGAACUCUGGACCAGUACGUAGAGAGUGACUACACCCUGAUCUACUUCCACCACGGGCUGACCAGUGAGAACAAACCUUCUCUGGGCUGGCUGCGAGACGCCUACAGAGAGUUUGACAGGAA
Molecule: messenger RNA, 477 nt
Organism: Austrofundulus limnaeus
Lineage: Eukaryota; Metazoa; Chordata; Actinopteri; Cyprinodontiformes; Rivulidae
Product: rho GTPase-activating protein 1
Biological process (GO): negative regulation of endocytic recycling; small GTPase-mediated signal transduction
Cellular component (GO): cytoplasm
Molecular function (GO): GTPase activator activity
Source: RefSeq, a predicted model, not a curated record